Molecule: messenger RNA, 1830 nt
Organism: Cucumis sativus (cucumber)
Lineage: Eukaryota; Viridiplantae; Streptophyta; Magnoliopsida; Cucurbitales; Cucurbitaceae
Product: RNA cytidine acetyltransferase 2
Exons: 14
Coding region: 1-1608 (535 amino acids)
Biological process (GO): rRNA acetylation involved in maturation of SSU-rRNA
Cellular component (GO): 90S preribosome; nucleolus
Molecular function (GO): tRNA binding; 18S rRNA cytidine N-acetyltransferase activity
Source: RefSeq, a predicted model, not a curated record
AUGCUUACUCAGGCUGAGCUAUUAGUAAUUGAUGAAGCGGCUGCAAUACCUCUGCCUGUUAUUAAUUCAUUACUGGGGCCUUAUAUGAUUUUCUUGUCAAAAACAGUGAAUGGUUAUGAAGGUACUGGCCGCUCUUUAUCCUUGAAUCUUCUCAGGCAUUUGGAAAAGAAAAACCAAAUAACAGAUUGCAACAAUCCUUCCGGCCUUCCAGGUCCUGUUGACGAAUCACAGAAUGUUUGCAUGGAAGGAAAGAUUUCUCAUAAUUAUGCAUUGAAAUACUUACAAAGAGGUUGCCUGCCACGUGGGAAUCAAAUAAUUCAGAAAUUUUAUGAAGUAGCUAAGGAUACAGACUUUUCCGAUAUCUCAAUUGCACGUGUUGUAAGGAUAGCCGUUCAUCCUGGUGCUUUAAGGGAGGGGUAUAGGUCGGCUGCUUUGAAGCUUUUGACAAGCUACUAUAAAGGAUUUUUAACAAUGGAUCUUGAAGAUGAGCUUGACAAUAUUACAACCAAUGAAGAUCUACCCAUUAUAUAUUCAAGAAAGGUGUCAAUGCAAGAAGAAACUAUAGUUCCUAAACAAAACCUUCCCCCAUUACUCGUUCCUGUUUCUGAACGCUUACAAGAAAGGAUUUUUUACAUCGGUGCUUCAUUUGGACUUACAACUGAGUUAUUCUCCUUUUGGAAGAAACACGAGUUUCUUCCACUGCAUAUUUCUCAAAAUCCAAAUGGGGUUACUGGGGAGCGUAGCUGUAUGGUGCUCAAGCAAUUAAAAGAACACAGAUACUCAAUGGAAUACAGAUUUUCCAAUGAACUUUACAAACAUUUUAGCAGCAAGUUCAUCCGAAAUAUUCCUCAUUUUUUCCGAGAUCUUGACUACAAGCUUGUUUUGAACAUAUUGAACCCAAGUUUGUCUCGUCUUCUAUCCAUGAGGCCUGAAGAAUCGGAAAGCUCAAAAUCACUUAUUGAAUCUGCUGAUUUUAACCAACUGGAAGCAUACAUAAAUGAUAAUUUUGAUUACAAAGAGGUCUUCCAUAUUGCAACUACCCUUGCUCAGAACUACUUUAAUGGAAAAUAUGCAAUAUCGUUACCCGAUUUUGAAGCUUCUAUUUUAUUAUCCAUUGGCUUGCAACUCAAAGAUUUAUCAAGUCUUGAGGGUAGUCUGAAGUUAGAAAGUUCACAGAUCAGGACAAAAUUCUACAAACUGAUGAAGAAAUUUUAUGAGUAUUUAAAGGAAGAACUAAUGAAAAAGAUCAGCUCAAGCUUUCCUUCUCGAUCUAGGGAGGUAAAAAUGAACCCGCAUGAUAUUUCAGUUGACGACGACCUCAAUGAUGGAGCCAGAAAAGUAUAUAAUGGUUAUGGGAAAUCAAUGGAAGAUGAAAAUGUGGGAUGGCAAGACAAUUCCAAUGGAAACAGAGGAAAUGAUUUUCAAAACCACAGAUAUUCUUCACCGAGUAACCAUAUGGGGGUCUGCUCGCCAUCUUAUUGUAAUGAGAAUAGUAAGCAAAGCUCAAGUCCCGUGAUGGUUUCUAAGAAUAAAAGAAGAGCCACAUGUAGUACUCUAAAUAGUUCCACUAGUGAAAAAAAAAAAAGAAACUUCCAAUUCUAUGAAUAGUUCUAAGAGAAAAAGAAAGCAUUUCUAAAGUUUUGUUGAAGCUUUCAUCUCACCUUUUAUUUAUUUAUUAUUUUCAACAAUUCUAAAUUAUGGUUAAUUAUGUAUUAGAUUAGUAUUGUUAGUUCUCAAAAUUGUUUUUUGUUUUUUUUUUUUUUUUAUGGAUUUGUAUGUAAAUAGAAUACUAUUUCACUAAUAGUACGAAAAAGAAAAAUUCUUAGAGCA